UUCUGUACAGUGUUGCAAAACUCAUACCGAUUGGAGCCGUAGAACUACAACAAGUACCACAGAGUACUUACUUGUUAAAAGCGUAUUUGGAACGGCGUGCGUGCCAAUACUACGUAGAGAAGUGACGUCAGAUGGCAGAUAGCUACGCUUACGACCCCGUGGGCAGCGGCGCGCCAGUCAACCAACAAGCGUACAGAAUGGAGGAGGGACAACUUUGGAGGCAAUAUGUCAUCGCCGGCGUCGCGAACAUACUCAUCGCGUGUCUGGGCUACAACAUGGGAUGGACGGCACCUAUCAACUCCAAGCUUAACAAUACUAGUGAAUCACCCUUGGAAACCAUACCCACGCCGGAUGACUUGGCCUGGAUGGGAUCAAUUCUCACCAUUGGCGCUAUAUUUGGACCAUUUGUCGGAGGAUUUGCAGCUUCAAAAAUCGGUAGAAAAUGGGGAUUGAUUUCGGCUACCAUCCCUCUAUUUAUCGGUUGGAUCCUAGUGGCGGUGGCUAAGACUAUGGCGUAUUUAUUCGCUGGUCGUAUAUUCUGGGGCGUGUCUGUCGGCAUGGUCUUCACGAUAUCGCCAAUGUACUGUGCCGAAAUUGCUACGGAUGAUAGCCGUGGUGCACUCGGGUCUUUCCUCCAAGCCUUCAUCACUCUGGGUUUCUUGUUGGUCUAUGGUAUUGGACCAUUCAUCUCUUAUAUGGCAGUAGCCUAUGUAGGUGUAGCUGUAGUCGCACUCUUCUGUGUUCUGUUCUUCUUCAUGCCGGAAUCUCCUACUUACUACUUGCUAAAGAAUGACAGAGACGCAGCAGCAGAAUGUCUCGCGACAAUCCGUGGCCGCUCCCUCGCUGGUGUUGAAGCUGAACUCAGCAAAAUGGAGGUUGAAGUGAAGGCUUCCUUGGAGAAGACUGCCACGAUUGCUGAUGUCUUCCGCGGCAGUAACUUCAAAGCUUUCUACAUCUCGUGUGCGCUGGUAUUCUUCCAGCAGUUUUGUGGUAUCAACGCUGUUCUCUUCUACAUGACUGACAUCUUCGAUGCAUCAGGAACUUCUCUAGAGUCUUCUAUCGCCACCAUCAUUAUUGGUGCUGUACAGGUGGUAGCUUCAUUCAUCACACCGCUGGUCGUAGAUAGGCUUGGUAGACGGAUUCUUCUCCUCAUCUCCUCAUGUGGAACUGCUCUUGGAGCUGGUUUGCUCGGCAUGUUUUUCCUUCUAUCAGAGAACGACAGUCCAGUGGUGGACUCUAUCAGCUUCCUGCCUAUUUUGUCCCUUGUGGUCUUCAUUGUUACCUAUUGCUGGGGUUUGGGACCAUUACCUUGGGCUGUGAUGAGUGAACUGUUCCCCAUUGAAGUGAAGGCUGCAGCGUCACCUAUUGCCACUGCCUUCUGUUGGGUGAUGUCUUUCUUAGUUACCAGGUACUUCCCAACCAUAUCGGCAUCCCUCGGAAUGUAUGUUGGUUUCUGGAUCUUCGGCGUGUGUAGUGUCAUUGCCUUUUUCUUUACAUUGUUCCUUGUGCCUGAGACGAAGGGCAAGAGCUUCCAGGAAAUACAGGAGAUGUUGGGAGCUGGAAAACAAAGACAAGAAAAGGCAUAAUGUAUAUGCACAACUUAGUUCAAGAUAUAUUUUAAUCCUUUUAGAUUAAUUAUGUUUUGUGAGAUUAUGUAUGUUUGGGACCAAGCUUUUUGGCCAGAGGCUACGAAUAGGAUUAUAUGUGUCCAUACUCCAUUUGGGAUUGGGACGUUAGAUAUAAGAGUUCGAUAAACGGGCUAAAAUAAAGUAAGAAAAUAUAUAUAUGUUUGUUAGUAUUAAUAGAUAACUAUAUUACGUUAUUGUUGUAAUUUAAGUACAUUGUUGAAUUUGAAUUUUUAAAUGGGCUUAUAAAAUUAAAUUGUUUAAGUUUUGUUAUUACGCGAUUUUUUAUCGCAAUCAAUUCUAUAUAUUUAAUAUAUACUCAUAUUUCGAAGGGCCGUUAUUAUAUUAUUGAAAAUAGGUUCUAUUUACAAAAUAUUAAAAAAAAAAAUUUGAAACCGGGACAUAUUAUGUAGGUAAUGUUUUUAUUUAUUUUGUUAUACUACAUAAGAAUUAAUUUCACAUAUAUUAAGGAUUUAUUCCAGUGCCUUUUAUAUUUAGAUAUAUUUAUAAACGCACUUACGAAUUAUUAAACGAAUUUAUUAUGUACCAAAGUAUAAAAAUAGGUAAACAGUGAAACUGAUUAAAAUAUAUUAUAUUUUCUAAAUCCGUGGGUUUUAUCUGAUAAUAAUCUGCCCUCACAUUCGAACGAUAUAGUCCUAUUGUAAUCGUUACUAUCUUUUUUAUUUAAAUAAAAGUUUUCAAAUAUUUACAAUGUUCUUGUAAAAUUUUGACGCAAAAAAUCAUGAAGAUUCAUGAUGAAACGCACACACACACUAGUUUAUUUUUUUGUAAAUGAUGUACCUACUUGUCAAUAUGCUAGCUUUUGUAAAGAUUUUAUAUUAAAUGUACGUAACGGCUGUGUUUUGUGAUACUUGUUGAAAUAAAUGUUAAAUAUUA
Molecule: messenger RNA, 2522 nt
Organism: Pieris rapae (cabbage white)
Lineage: Eukaryota; Metazoa; Arthropoda; Insecta; Lepidoptera; Pieridae
Product: facilitated trehalose transporter Tret1
Exons: 11
Coding region: 132-1586 (484 amino acids)
Biological process (GO): carbohydrate transport; transmembrane transport
Cellular component (GO): membrane
Molecular function (GO): sugar transmembrane transporter activity
Source: RefSeq, a predicted model, not a curated record